Messenger RNA from Salvia hispanica, 1842 nucleotides. RefSeq names its product heat shock cognate 70 kDa protein-like. Gene Ontology annotation, molecular function: ATP-dependent protein folding chaperone; ATP binding. The record is from RefSeq and is a predicted model, not a curated record. NCBI's taxonomy places the organism in Eukaryota, Viridiplantae, Streptophyta, Magnoliopsida, Lamiales, Lamiaceae.
AUGGCCGGAAAGGGGAAAGGACGAGCAAUUGGGAUCGAUUUGGGGACGACAUAUUCGUGUGUGGCGGCGUGGAAGCACGACCGCAUUGAGAUUAUACCAAACGAUCAGGGCAACCGCACCACGCCGUCUCAUGUAGCUUUCACCGCCGCCGAACGUCUCAUCGGUGACGCCGCUAAGAAUCAAGUCGCUGAAAAUCCUAUCAACACUGUUUUCGAUGCAAAGAGGUUGAUCGGCCGCAAAUACAGUGACUCAACGGUGCAGAAAGACAUGAUAUUUUGGCCAUUCAAGGUUGUUCCUGGUGCUGAUGAUAAGCCUACAAUUGUAGUAACUUACAAAGGAGAGGAGAAAAAGUUUUCGGCUGAGGAGAUCUCGUCAAUGGUGCUUACUAAGAUGAAGGACAUUGCCGAGGCAUAUCUUGGAUCUACUGUCACGGAUGCUGUGGUAACUGUCCCUGCUUAUUUCAAUGACUCUCAGCGUCAGGCCACCAAGAAUGCUGGAACCAUUGCUGGACUUAAUGUUAUGAGGAUCAUCAACGAGCCUACUGCUGCUGCCAUUGCAUAUGGACUGGAUAAAGGGGGUUAUGUGGCGAAGAAUGUGCUGAUAUUUGACCUUGGUGGUGGAACGUUCGAUGUGUCUGUGGCAAUGAUUGAGGCUGGGGUUGUUGAAGUGAAGGCUAUUGCUGGCGAUACUCAUCUUGGAGGCCAAGACAUGGACAACAGGAUGGUGAAUCAUUUGAUGAAAGAGUUUAAAAGCAAGACGGGCAAGGAUAUUAGUGGGAACUCAAGAGCAGUCAGGAGAUUGAGUAGUGCUUGUGAAAGAGCCAAGAGAAUCCUUUCCUCAACUUUUGAAGCUCGAAUUCAGAUUGAAUCGUUGUUUGAGGGGAUUGAUCUUUUUACUGUUGUUACUCGUGCUAAAUUCGAGGACCUUAACAUGGAUUUAUUCAAGAAGUGUAUGGGAUUGGUUGAGAGUUGUCUGAUUGAUGCAAAGAUGGAGAAGAGCAGCGUUGAUGAGGUGGUUCUGGUGGGCGGAUCAAGUAGGAUUCCCAAGGUCCAGCAGAUGUUGGAGGAAUUGUUCGGUGGGAAGGAGGCAUGCAAGACAAUUAAUCCAGACGAAGCCGUGGCAUAUGGUGCUGCAGUGCUGGCUGCCAAGUUGAGUGGUGAAGGCAGUGAUAAGGUGAAAAAUGUGGUUCUUUUGGAUGUUACUCCUUUGUCUCUUGGUAUUCAGUGCAAUGGAGAUGUGAUGAGUGUUAUUAUUCCGAGGAACACACCUAUCCCAACUAGGAGACAGAGAAAUGACUUUUCAACAGCGGUGGACAACCAAACCAGUGUGCCGUUUCGGGUGUACGAGGGUGAAAGAAGCAAGGCAAUCGACAACAAUCUGCUAGGUGAAUUCAGCCUCGAAGGCAUUCCAGCAGCACCCAGAGGUGUUGCUAAAUUCAACGUGUGCUUUUACAUAGAUGAGAACGGUAUCUUGAAUGUAUCAGCGGAGCACAUAGGGACUGGAGCGAAGAACAGCAUUACUAUCAUCAACGAAAAGGGCAGGCUGUCUAAGGAAGAAAUUGAGAGGAUGAUUAGGGAUGCGAAGAAGUACAAGUUUGAGGAUGACGAGUUUAGGGAGAAGGCUAAGGUUAGGUUAGCUUUGGAGAACUACGCCUACGACAUGAGGAACACCAUCAGAAGUGCAGCAAUGGUCACAGCAGCAGACAAGAUGAAGAUUGAGUAUGCUUUCGAAUCUUUCACACAGUGGUUGGCCUCCAACAAACACGCAGAGGUGUAUCAUUUUAACAACAAGAUGGAGGAGCUCCGGACUGUUUUCAAUCCCAUCAUCGCCAAGAUGAAAUAA